CCCAAGGUUCCCCCGGACGCCCGUCUCAGCCAGGCCAGCAGCAGCCUCAUUUGCCCCAUGGCCUUCGUGCUCUCUCUACUGACCGCCCUGGUGGUGUUCAGCUACGGCCCUGGUGGAUCUCUGGGCUGCGACCUGUCUCAGAACCACGUGCGGAUUAGCAGGAAGAACUUCAUGCUUCUGGGCCAGGUGCGGAGAAUCUCCCCUCGCUUCUGUCUGAAGGACAGAAAAGACUUCGGUUUCCCCCAGGACAUGGUGGAUGGCAGCCAGCUCCCGAAGGCCCAGGCCACCUCUGUCCUCCACGAGAUGCUCCAGCAGGUCUUCCGCCUCUUCCACACAGAGUGCUCCCCUGCCACCUGGGACACCUCCCUCCUGGACAAACUCCGCACUGGACUCCAUCAGCAGCUGGAGGACCUGGACGCCUGCUUGGUGCAGGCGAUGGGAGAUGAAGAAACUGCCCUGGGAGUGACGGGCCCUACACUGGCCGUGAAGAGGUACUUCCAGGGAAUCCACCUCUACCUGAAAGAGAAGAAAUACAGUGACUGUGCCUGGGAAAUUGUCAGAGUGGAAAUCAUGAGAUCCUUGUCUUCAUCAACCAACUUGCAAGAAAGGAUAAGAAUUAUGCAUGGAGACCUGGGGUCACCUUGAAAUGAUUCUCAUUGACUAAGAUGCCCUAUCACCCUUGCACACAUGUCUUUAGUCAUUUCAGAAGGCUCUUAUUUCAACUUUAAUCACAGAAUUUAUUGUAUUAAUUCAGCUACUACUUUGUCAGUAGUGAUAAGCAAGUAUAUGUUAAAAUUAUUCAGCUUCAGGGCAUCAGUCCCUAAGCAAUGACUACCCUGUUAUUUAUUUAUUCUGUUUAUUUGUUUAUUUAUUUAUUUAUGUAUCUUAUUUUUAUAUUUUCAUAUCAAUAUAUUUAU
Orcinus orca (killer whale) is the source of this 917-nucleotide messenger RNA. Its product is annotated as interferon omega-1-like. Gene Ontology annotation, molecular function: type I interferon receptor binding; cytokine activity. The coding region runs from base 58 to 645 and encodes 195 amino acids. Gene Ontology annotation, cellular component: extracellular region. The transcript has a single exon. Lineage: Eukaryota; Metazoa; Chordata; Mammalia; Artiodactyla; Delphinidae. The record is from RefSeq and is a predicted model, not a curated record. Gene Ontology annotation, biological process: B cell proliferation; humoral immune response; defense response.